Messenger RNA from Mus caroli (Ryukyu mouse), 1723 nucleotides. It is a transcript of the gene Znf475, whose product is annotated as zinc finger protein 475. Lineage: Eukaryota; Metazoa; Chordata; Mammalia; Rodentia; Muridae. The record is from RefSeq and is a predicted model, not a curated record.
UUACACGGCAGCUAUACCUACUAACUCCAAGUCCCACAGGGGAAAUGUGAACCUUAGAGUUCCCAGCUCCUGCGCCAUCCUCUGUGUGGCUCCUCACAGGGAGCUGGAACGCCACAGUAAAGGCCAAGCAUCCAGAAGAGGACAAAUCCAAGAUCUUGGAGACAUCUAAGGCUUAAUGGGGACUUUCCCACAUUUCGGACUGCUGCCCUCCAAUGACGCUCUGAGUCACUGAUCCAAGUAUUGGCAACAUGUGGAAGCCCAGGGCAAGUCAGUGUCACUAGCCUCCAAGUCUAAGCAGUAGCCGAGAACCAGUGUGAUCUGAAACUCCAGCAAGUACUAGAGAAAGCCUCCUGUGUUCAUGGAAAGAGGAAAUGAAAGGAUUUCCAGCCAAUCACAAGGAACUAUCCACCGCUCCAAAGAGCCCACCUUCGUUAUCCAGCAGGCUACCCUGCCGAGUGACCUCCAUUCAACCCUUCUGCAGGAAACACAGUGUGGCGGUCUAACCAAAAACAUAAAGGCUAACACUCAGAAAAGGAGACCGGGAACAGUGAUUCUAUCAAAACGCUCAAGUCGAAUUAUGUCAGAAACCCAGCCUAGACCCCCUGUGAUCCCAUCCCGCAGGCCAGGGUUCCGGAUAUGCUAUAUUUGUGGCCGAGAAUUUGGGUCCCAGUCACUUGCCAUUCAUGAGCCCCAGUGCUUGGAGAAGUGGCGCAUUGAGAACAGCAAACUACCCAAGCACCUGAGGAGGCCAGAACCCUCCAAACCGCAGCCCAUCAGUGGCACUGACUCCUACAACCUUCAGGCAGCCAAUGAGGAAGCAUUUGAGAGUGCCCAGGCUCAGCUGCUGCCCUGUGAAAACUGCGGCCGCACAUUCUUGCCAGACCGUCUCCUGGUUCACCAGAGAAGCUGCAAGCCAAAGGGUGAGAAUCCUGGACCACCAAGCAUGGGUAGUUCUAAUAUUCCUACUGGUCUCAAGAAAGCUUCUAGCGGCAUCCCAGCCCGACCAAGGACUCUCAUCUGUUACAUUUGUGGUAGGGAAUUUGGCACGCUGUCCCUUCCUAUCCAUGAGCCCAAAUGCUUGGAAAAGUGGAAAAUUGAGAAUGACCAACUCCCUAGAGAGCUGCGUCGGCCACUGCCCCAGAAGCCUCAACCCCUUCCAACUGGACAGUCCAGCCAAGAGGGGGCGAGUCAAGCCGCACUUGUGCCUUGCCCGAAUUGUGGCCGGACUUUUGCUGUGGACCGCCUACCUGUACACCAGAGAAGUUGUAAGUCUCAACCAAAAACUUCAAAUUCGAACAUAGAAAGGAAAGGCGGUUCAAAUCCACCCACUAAUUCCAAGCAACAGAGGAACAUGGAAUCACCCAAUGGGGACAAGCCAACAAUGAUAAGGCGUCCACCAACAGUUGUUUGUUACAUCUGUGGCCGUGAAUAUGGGACCAAAUCUAUUAGCAUUCAUGAGCCACAAUGUCUGAAAAAGUGGCAUAAUGAGAACAAUCUGUUGCCUAAAGAACUAAGAAGACCAGAACCGAAAAAGCCAGUAGUCAGAACCAUUACUGCCAAAGGGUUCUACGAUCUUGAUGCCUUAAACGAAGCUGCUUGGACAAGUGCCCAGAGCCAAUUGGUUCCCUGUAACGUUUGUGGGCGGACCUUCCUGCCAGACAGACUAAUUGUUCACCAGCGAUCUUGUAAACCCAAAGCCUCCAAGUAAAGUCCUUUCCUCAGC